Molecule: messenger RNA, 1438 nt
Organism: Brassica rapa (field mustard)
Lineage: Eukaryota; Viridiplantae; Streptophyta; Magnoliopsida; Brassicales; Brassicaceae
Product: clumping factor B
Molecular function (GO): RNA binding
Source: RefSeq, a predicted model, not a curated record
AUGUCUCAGCCAAACCAGAAAAAUAAUAAUUUUAAAGACACGAAGAUCUUCGUUGGAGGUUUAACCUGGAGAACAACAACAGAUGAUUUAAAAAACUUUUUCCAAGUAAGGUUUGGAGAGGUUAUUGAUGCUAAUGUUGUCAGCGAGGGUCUCCCAGGAGGAAAGUUAAGAUCAAAAGGCUAUGGCUUUGUUGUUUUUAGGAAUGCUGAAUCUGCCAAUACAGUUUGUCAACUACCGGGGCCGGUUAUUGAUGGAAGAAAAACCAAUGUCAACAUGGCUUACAUUGGUGCGAAGAAUAACACGAACCUGUCUAACCAAAACGGUUUACUAAAUCAGGCUGGACCAUCGCAUCAAUAUCAAAACGGUUUAUUUAAUCAGGCGGCAUCGCAUCAAUAUCAGCUAGCUUCUCACAAUCCAAACCAACAUGUUCCUCAGCCCUACUGGGCUCCAUAUUAUGGACAUCAUCCUUACAUGUACAACGUUCCAUGCUAUUCUUACCCCACCGCCAUGGUAUCUGUGCAGAUGCAUCAGUAUGUUUUAGCAUAUAGGAUGCAACGGAACUGGGAACGGCUGAUUAAUCAACCAAGUGUCAAAGUUUCUGCCCCUCCUAAUGCACCAAUAGUUGAGAACAAUGAAGAUGAGGCAGAUACAGAAACAGACAGUGAUCAAGAAGGAGAUAUCAAUGGUGAAGACAAUGACAUCAAUCAAGAUGUAAAUGAUCAAGAGUUAGGAAUAAAUGAAGAAGAUGCAGAUACAGAAGCAGACAGUGAUCAAGAAGGAGAGAUCAGUGCUGGGGAAGACAAUGACAUCGAGCAAGAUGUAAAUGAUCAAGAGUUAGAGAUCAAUGAGGAAGAUGCAGAUGCAGAUACAGAAGCAGAAAGUGAUGAAGGAGAGAUCAGUGCUGGAGAAGACAAUGACAUCAAUCAAGCUGUAAAUGAUCAAGACUUAGAGAUCAUGAAUGGACAAGAAGAUGACACCAAGCAAGAAGUAGAUGUAACAAAACAGCUUGCUAAUGGAGUUGAGGUUACACUUCAAUGUGAGAUCGUCUGUGAAGAAGAAGCUGAAAAUACACCCCAAGAAAACGGGAAUGGUCAUGAAGAAAAUGGAGAGCAAGAAGAAGGAGAAAAAAAAGAAUACAUUAAGGAGCGAGUAAGAGAAGCGAUAUAAAUAGUUUAAGUCUGCUCGAUCGUAUUUGGAACUAUGAUCAAACUUAAUUAUCUUAUCUAAGCUUAUAUUAAUUUACUUAAUUUAGGACUAACCACUUGUCUUUACAUUUACCGCUUUGUGAAACUUAUAACAAUCUGUUUGUUGGAGCUAGCGAAUUCUAUAUCAUGUGAUCUGUUUGUUGAAGCGUUGAGCUAUCUAGUUUUUAAUAACUUAACUAACUAAUGUUCAAAAAAAAAAGAAAAAAAAACUUAACUAACCGAUGCGACAUUUU